AUGAAAACAAUUCUAUACAAAGACAUUGGAAGCGCGAAUUGGAGAGAGUUAGGGACAUUCUAUGACGACUUUGAACCAAAGCUUUUCCAAUAUAAAGCUGGAAUAAUGAUGGAUAGAGAUAAAGACAGAGGAGAUAAAAAGAAAAGAACCGCAAUGGAGAUGACUAAAGACUUCAUAGACUUUCUCAUCAUGGAUCAAACUUUGGGAUUUAGAGGAAACGGUUGCUCUAUUGCUAUCCUAAAUGCUUAUGCUACUAGGUCCUCAUAUGAAAAGAAAUUGGAUAAUCUCAAAAGAAGUGUAAAGAAAGAGCAUGCUUCUAAAGCCGUGGAUAAGAUGAGAGACUCAAUCGACUCCCUUGUGGGUCAUAUAAAUGAAGAAAAUGCCAAAAUUAAGAAAUACAAGGAAGAUUAUGUAAAAGAGAAAAAGGAACAAGAAGAAGCCAGGAAGAAGAAGGCAGAAGAAAAAAGAAAGAAAAAGGAACGAGAUGAUGCUGCAGAGAUUGAGAGAAGAAAAGCAGGUAUUGAACAGUUCAAUACUUCGGUCACUGCGGACCGAAGCAGGGAUAUGAAGCGGGCCAAGGAGAGUGCCAUGUACCAUCUCAGAGAUGAAAGCCCAACGAGGCAAAAGCCAAAAAAAUGA
Messenger RNA from Botrytis sinoallii, 639 nucleotides. RefSeq lists its product as uncharacterized. The record is from RefSeq and is a predicted model, not a curated record. NCBI's taxonomy places the organism in Eukaryota, Fungi, Ascomycota, Leotiomycetes, Helotiales, Sclerotiniaceae. The transcript is spliced from 2 exons. The coding region runs from base 1 to 639 and encodes 212 amino acids.